AUGAACACUGGUGAAUACAGCAAGCUGGGCAGUGCAAUCGAAGAGGUCCCCAGAGGCUCCUGUGAGCAGUGCCCACCAUCAUGGCUACCCUUCCAAGGUUCCUGCUACUAUUUCUCCGAGAAGCAGGCCNUAUGGGACACAGCACAAGGCUACUGUGGAGGCCAAGGUGCCCAUCUGGCGAUUGUCAGGGGCCUGAACGAGCAGAGCUUCCUGAGUCAGCACACACGUGGCCGGGGCUAUUGGUUGGGUCUGAGGGCAGUUCGCCACCUCAACAAGAUUCAAGGCUACCAGUGGGUGGAUGGAGCCUCACUCACCUUCAGCCACUGGAACUCUGGAGAGCCCAAUGAUUCCAGAGGGCAUGAGGACUGUGUCAUGAUGCUGCACUCGGGGCUGUGGAAUGACGCACCGUGUACCAGUGAGAGAGAUGGCUGGAUCUGUGAGAAGAGGAGCAACUGCUGACCAACCAAGCCCAGCGCCCAGCACCAUGCCCAUUACCUCGGGGUGAAUCCAAAGGGUGGCUCCUAUUCCCUGAGCCCACUAUUAAAGCUAGUUUUUUCUAAUGCACCGUUAAUAAGAGCCACUCAGCCUGACCAGUGCAUGCUUUAGUGACCCCAGCUCUAACUCACAAGACAGCCUAAACCUUCCAUCUAAUCUGUCAGUCUCAAAAUCACUGCUCUAAAACCCUGAUCGUCCGAUCCCCUGCCUGUUUCCUAGACACGGUGUUGGCGUUGUUCCAUCUUCCAGCAUUCCCCUAUUUUACCCUCUGACUUGGAGCUUUCUUCA
Messenger RNA from Mus pahari (shrew mouse), 783 nucleotides. RefSeq names its product C-type lectin domain family 4 member G-like. Bases 1 to 459 code for a protein of 152 amino acids. NCBI's taxonomy places the organism in Eukaryota, Metazoa, Chordata, Mammalia, Rodentia, Muridae. The record is from RefSeq and is a predicted model, not a curated record. The transcript has 4 exons.